This is a messenger RNA of Fundulus heteroclitus (mummichog), 1968 nucleotides long. It is a transcript of the gene ca14, whose product is annotated as carbonic anhydrase XIV. The coding region runs from base 54 to 1253 and encodes 399 amino acids. Gene Ontology annotation, molecular function: carbonate dehydratase activity; zinc ion binding. The record is from RefSeq and is a predicted model, not a curated record. The transcript is spliced from 13 exons. Lineage: Eukaryota; Metazoa; Chordata; Actinopteri; Cyprinodontiformes; Fundulidae. Gene Ontology annotation, cellular component: plasma membrane.
UCUCUCCCUCUCUUGCUCCUCAUCUCCCAGUGAGCCCUUAUUCAUUUCUGCGUAUGGGCAGCAGGGUGAACAUGGACUCGUUGGGUCUUUUUGUUCUGCUAAUACUUACGUUUUUCCACUGGACAGCUGCUUCUUCUGCCGAUAAAACCUGGAGCUAUUCUGGUCUUGUCGGCCAGUCUGAGUGGUCGGAGUAUUUCCCCGACUGUGGGGGAACUUCCCAGUCACCUGUUGAUGUGAUAACCACUCAGACCAAGUAUGACCCCAGUUUGAUUCCUGUGACCCCGCUGGGCUACAGUCAGCACACCAACCAGCCCUUUUCACUGCACAACAAUGGACACACUGUGAUCCUUGAGCUGCCAGAGUGGAUGGGGCUCGGGGGGCUGCCGUGGUUCUUUACAGCCGUUCAGCUGCACCUUCACUGGGGCAAUGGCGGUCCGGUUCUUAGGGGCAGUGAACACACCAUCAACGGAAGGAGUUCAGAAGCAGAAGUCCAUGUGGUCCAUUACAACUCUGAGCUCUACCCCAACAUGUCAGCAGCGAUGACGCAGAGAGACGGCCUGGCUGUUUUAGGAAUCCUCAUUGAGACAGGUGAAGAGACGAAUCCGGGGUUUAAUAACAUCCUUAACUACAUGAGCCGCAUCAGACAUGCAGACGAGAGGACGAUCAUCCCAGCCUUUGAUGUCCAGUCCCUUCUCCCCAAAGAUCUGGGUCGCUACUAUCGGUACAACGGCUCCCUGACCACGCCGCCCUGCCACCAGAGCGUCAUCUGGACCGUGUUUCACGAAAGGGUUCAGAUCUCAGCAGCACAGCUCCUGAAGAUGGAGACGAUACUUUACUCCAGUAAGGCUGAGGAAUCUGACAGGAUGCUGCUGCAGGACAACUUCCGGGUUACACAGCCGCUCAAUCACAGAGUCAUCUUUGCUUCCUUCUCUGCAGAAUCGGGGAGGGAGCUCUCCUCUGGCGAGGUCACGGCCAUCGUGAUAGGAGUGAUGUGUGGCUGCGUGGGCGUGGCAGUGAUCGUUCGCUUCAUCGUGAAGACCAUACGAUUUUUUAAACUCCUUCACCUCGAAACAGUCGCGGUAAACAGCUCUACCUCUAGCUGGGACGUCCUGCACAAUAACCGGCCUGCUCCAAUGCCAAGGACUAAAGAGACUGAGAAGUCACUGCAGAAAAAACCAGACCUGGCUGUGAGGAUGACCUCAGAAGCUGAGAGGAAAGAGGAGCCGUCACCGUCGCCUCAGACCGAGCCGUAGGGGUGCAUCUCAAUUUUUUUUCUUAUCAGAGGUGGUUUUUACGGAUGUAAAACUGUUUAUUGCAUCUGUCACAAAUUAAAAAAAAAAAAAAAAAACAUGUUAAAGGACUUGAGAGAGGAAUGAGACUUUAAGCACUGUGAGCUGCCAGCUGUCCUGAUCCUGAAGUGUGUAAAGUCUUUUCCCCCCAUGUUUUGCUCCAUUUUCAGACAUCUUAUGUGACCCUUUUCCACCCAAAUCCAAAUAAAAGCACCUGAUGCAAAUUGUCUUUUUGCUGGUUAAUUGUUUAGGCAUGGCCCCUGCAUGCGCUCUUCACCCGAGGGACACAUGUAGACCCGUGUUUUCUUUUUCCUCAGUUUUACGGUUAUAUUCUUCACAAUAUUUCCUAAAAACCAAGCACAGUGCACUAACUCUUUUAAGCCUAUUACAGCUAAACAGUAAUUUUAAAGAGAUAAGACAGAAAACAGACCAUGUUGAGGUAAAAACUCACGAGUGGUGACAUGUACUGUAUAUACAGACGCUGUACAAACAUUUCAGAGCGGAUUUUAAGUCUGCACACUUUGUUGUAAACGGAAGAGCUCUAUUUGUGUACAUAUGCCUUUACUCUGCCGCAGAGAGAAAUGUAAAAAGCUGCAUGUCGUCGGCACAUAUCUCAUUGAUUGUUGUUGUUGUCUAACUUUUCUGCCUGAGCACUCCAUUAAAACACUUGAACGCCAAA